Messenger RNA from Dermatophagoides pteronyssinus (European house dust mite), 1428 nucleotides. Its product is annotated as NDP-glycosyltransferase YjiC-like. Gene Ontology annotation, molecular function: UDP-glycosyltransferase activity. The record is from RefSeq and is a predicted model, not a curated record. NCBI's taxonomy places the organism in Eukaryota, Metazoa, Arthropoda, Arachnida, Sarcoptiformes, Pyroglyphidae.
UUGUUGAUUCUAUUUCAUAAUUUGAAUGAUCAAACAUAUUAGCUAAUAAUAAUGAUUGAUAAACGUUUGAAAAUUUUUUUUAAUUCAGUUGAUGCUGUUGGCCAUAUCAAUGCUUGUAUUGGUAUGGCACAAGCAUUUGCCAAACGUGGACAUCAGAUUUAUUUUCUAAAUAAUAGCAAUUUUUCCGGUUUAUUUGAAAAAUUUGGCUUCAAUGAAAUUAUUCUUGAUCUUAAAUCUGAUUCUAAAGACAAAUCAUUUGAAAAAAAGGUCAUCGAUGAAGAUAAUCACCCCGUAAAAGAUGUUUCAAUUAAUGAUAAUUUCGCUGAAUGUGGUCUGUUAUCAGGUAAAUCAUCUUAUGACCAAUUAGAUCUUUUCGAUCGACAUAAGAAUGAGCGAUUCUUUUGUGAAACGAUGUACAAUGAUAUACGAAAUGUUCAUGAAAAAAUGGUCGAAGUUAUUGAGAAAGAGAAACCUGACUUGAUCAUUGUCGAUCAUCCCUUAGUCGCUCCAUGUAUUGCAUAUGGUAAAAUUCCAUGGGCAUUCUCAUGGAGUGGAAAUCCUCUUCCAGUGUAUCGUUCAGAAAAGCUUCCUCCAUUUACAUCGGGUUAUCCAACGUACGAUAAAACUGGGUGGGCAAAAUUCAGGGAAAAAUAUGUUCAAACUAUUGCGCCAAGUUUUCAAUAUUAUCAAAAUUUAUUGAACAAAGAAUUCGGUGGGCCUACAAUUACAUAUCAAGACUUUUUUAUGCUAUCUCCUCAUAUGAAUAUCUAUGGUUAUCCGGAAGAAUUGGACUAUGCCGACAUUGUUACAUUACCUGAGCAUUUUAUUCGAGUGGAUGCAUUCUGUCGUGAAUUACCAGAAUUAUUUAAACUUCCUGACGAAUUCAAGGUACAACCUACUGAUAAAUUAAUCUAUUUAUCAAUGGGUUCGAUCGGAAGUUCGAAUGUUCAGCUAUUGCAAAAAAUUAUUGGAACAUUGUCGAAUACACCAUUUAAAUACAUUGUAUCAAAAGGCCAACAUCAUGAAAAAAUUAAUUUGCCAGCCAAUAUGUGGGGCCGUGCAUAUCUACCGCAGACUAGAAUUCUACCAUUAGUUGACAUGGUCAUUACACAUGGUGGCAACAAUACGGUUACCGAAGCAUUUUCCUUUGGUAAACCAAUGCUAGUUAUGCCAUUGUUUGUUGAUCAAUUCGAUAAUGCUCAACGUAUUCAGGAAAAAGGUUUUGGAUACCGUAUCGAUUCACAUCGAUAUGAUGAUGAUGAAUUAAUCAAAAUGAUUCACAUGAUACUAAAUGAUAAGAAAAUGAUUGAAAAAUGUAGACAAGCUGCCGAACGUUUAAGGAAAUCCGAUUCGAAACAGAAAGCAUGUGAAAAAAUUGAACUACUUUUACAAAAAAUUUCUCAAUAAAUUCAUUUCAAUACAUUUCAA